Sclerotinia sclerotiorum 1980 UF-70 is the source of this 1266-nucleotide messenger RNA. RefSeq lists its product as hypothetical. The transcript has 2 exons. Gene Ontology annotation, biological process: protein catabolic process in the vacuole; cellular response to glucose starvation. The record is from RefSeq and is a predicted model, not a curated record. The coding region runs from base 1 to 1266 and encodes 421 amino acids. NCBI's taxonomy places the organism in Eukaryota, Fungi, Ascomycota, Leotiomycetes, Helotiales, Sclerotiniaceae.
AUGGAUCUCUCAAGAGAAGACGAAUAUUUUGAGUGGGUGGACCGGACGGAUUUGGUGGAUGUUGCGCCUCGAAUAAUUCGACAACCCGAAGUUUCGACCCUAAGAAUAAUUUGUAUGGAAGAGGAUAACGACGACGAUGAAAUCGAAUUCCCAAUGUACGACGACAUAAAAUGGAAUGAUAACAAUGACGACCAAGUUCCCAAGGAGGAAUAUGAUGCCCAAGUCGAAUAUUACCUUCAAUCUCCCUCCAUACAACCGACCUACCUCGAAGAUGAUGUAUCAUUAUGCAGUACUCCAAACACACUUUCUCCAUCAGAUCAAUCACCAGCAUCCGAACUUUCAGAGCUCCCAGAAGCUACUGAACCAUGCGAUAUCACCCAAACCGUGGAUGACAUAGAGCUUCAAAUCAAACCAUCACGUCAAGUAGAUUAUUUGGCACACGAUUGGCCGGAAGAGGAUUUAUGGGCUUCGUGGAAGUAUAUUCAAUCACAUCGUACUGCAUAUGAAAAUGGCAGAAGAUUGGAGAACGCUUCCUGGAGAAGUUGGGCGAAAAAGCGAUCGAAUCUGAAAACAAUUGAACCAUCAACGGUUGGCUGGGAGAAGGAUCAUGAUACAACAUGGUUGUAUGGCCCACUUCACAAGCAACCAUCCUGGAAAUCCCUAACAGUAUCGCCAUUGGGUUCGGGUCGACCAAAAUUGACGAGAUCUUUAUCAUACGCGGACGUGGAUGUGAAACCUAUACUUAAGCAACGACGAAUUUGCGAUAUUUUAUUGAAUCGACCAUCUUCGACUAUAUCGGUUUCGAUGGAAUCUUCGAUGACUUCCCUUACAUCUGGCAGAUCAUCCCCUUCAUCAACCUCAUCAAGGAAAUGUGUUCGCUUCAACGAUGAAGUUGAACAAUUCAUCGCAGUAAAUACUUCACAUGGGAAUGGAGACGUAACUCGUUAUGCGAUGGGAGGAUCUGCCUUGGAAGAUGUAUCCGCGUCAACCGGAAUUUAUAUCCAGCCAUCCUUGAAAGCAAGUAUGCGAUUAGUCGCAAAACUUCCAAACUCGACCCUCAAGAAUGUCGAGGACAUUAAUUCUCUCUCUGCGGCAGUUCAAAGCUUACAAGAUUCCUUAACGAACGAUCAUUUUGUGUUGCCGAGGUUUGAAUAUGAAGAAUAUGCGAGUGCUGCAAAUGGUGAUGAUGAUGAAUGGGAGCUUUCGAUGAUAGGAAUGGAUUUUAAAACACCAACGAAUUCGAUGUUGGUUGGAAAUGUUUAUUGA